This is a messenger RNA of Acanthoscelides obtectus, 2636 nucleotides long. NCBI's taxonomy places the organism in Eukaryota, Metazoa, Arthropoda, Insecta, Coleoptera, Chrysomelidae. The record is from the annotation of a GenBank genome assembly.
UUGUUACAGAUACUGGCGAUUAAAAUGUGGAUCCUGCUUUGGAUAUCCCAAGUUAGUCUCUGGACGCUGUCUUCAGCCACGGUGCACCUUGAUGUCGUGAACCAGUGGAAUUACCUGAGCUUCGAUCUUCCAUAUCAUUUUACAUCCGCAUCAGAAAUAAGGUUAGACAACACAGUCUUCACCGGUCUGGAGAUAUCAGACGACCGCAUCUUCAUAGCCACCCCCAGACUCCGUGCAGGCGUUCCAGCCACUUUGUCCACCAUUCCCAGACAUGUGCCUCCUGGUUCAGGACCCACCUUGUCAGCUUAUCCCAGCUGGCAGUUGCAUGGGCCAAUGCGGGGCAACGUCAACUGCUCGCAGUUGAUAUCGGUAUAUAGGAUGAAGAUGGAUUCCUGCCAUAGGCUAUGGGCUCUGGACUCAGGAGUGAUGGACUCGUUGGAUGAAUUCACAAGGAUCUGUCAACCAAAGUUGGUGGUCAUUGAUACACUCACCGAUCAAAUUGUUCGCACAGUGAUAUUUCCGAAUGGAGUGCUGAGGCCAUCUUCACUGCUCACUAAUUUGGUCGUAGAUGAGUCCGUCCAAGGCACGUGCGAUUCAGCUUUCAUCUAUAUGACCGAUACCGCUGCUCCAGGUUUGGUUGUGUACGAUGGACUCAAAGAUCAAGCUUGGAGGUUGAGCCACCCCACAAUGUUUCCUGAUCCUGAUCAUUCAGAUUACAAUAUUAACGGCGAAACUUUCACUUUGAUGGAUGGUGUUGUGGGAAUAACGCAUUCACCUAGGCUAGCCACUGUCUACUACCAGCCACUAGCUACAGAUAGGAUAUACAGCAUUCCUACAUCCAGCCUCACCAAGGGGCCACCAGCAGAGUUCGAGAGCUUGCCAAUUUCACUAGUAGGAAGAAAAUCAUCUCAGGGAAUCGCACUUACCUGUUCUCCGUUCGACAACACUCUAUAUUUCAGCCCGUUGCAAGAAACGUCAGUUGCUUCGUGGAAUCCGUUGAGCAAUCGGCAGCAUUUGUUAGCGUACGACUCAGAAAGACUCCAAUUCCUGACAGAUAUGCGAUGGCAACCCGAUGGAAGCGUAUGGUGCCUAAGUACCAGGUUCCAGAGGUUCUUCUUGAGGACAGCGUCAUCCAACGAAAUCAACCUCAGGAUCAUCAGAGUACCUACGCAUUUUCAUACCUUGGACGAUAUUAACAAUGAUCUAAUUUACAAGUGAAUCUAUAACUGAUUGUACAGAAAUUAGUGAUAGAACAUUUGGAUAGAACUGGCCAGUUGGUUAAUGCUAGAGAAUUUUCGUCUUGUUCGAAAGAUUUUGGCCAUUAAUUUCUUCUUCUCUAGUUGGUAUUCAUUCUAUUUUUACAGUAAAUGGUACAAUAGUAAGUGACGGUUUUUCGUUUUUGCAAAAUGCAAAGAGAUUUGGGUAAAAGCCAAAAGAUGUAAAAAACAAGUAAUGCUUUAGUUUUACACCUUAUCUUGCAUCUCAUUAUUGUUGCUUCUCAUUAGAUUAUUCAAGAAACUAUAGUAGCUAAUAUCACUCUUCAUCUAAUAGUACUCCGAAUGUUUUAUCAUAAAUAGGGAUUGUGAAUUUACAACUCGUAAGUUACCUUCUACCUCGAUUAAGUAAGAUAUACGAGUAUAUUAUUUACGUAACAUAAAAUUUCUUGACAUAAUAUCAAAAGGUCGACAUAAUAUCAUCAGAAAUCUGUAUUUGUAGCUCAAGUUUAUGCAAAUGACAUUGUAUGUUUCUUAAGCAGAUAUGUAUUUCCUACUAGUAGUAACAGUUGAAAUAGCAAGCGUUGGCAUGACACAAAAUCUCAUAAAAAGAAACAACAUUUAAAGAAAUGUAUUUGAAGAAAUAUAAGUUGAUAUAGUUAAAGAUAGUAUGGCUUUUAUCAAGAUCCUAAAACGUGUAUUUUAGGCCUUGUGAUGCAUCGUAGCUGAUAUUUAACAAACAAAUUGUGCUAGAUCCCAGAAAUUAACUGUACAUUUUAUCUCAUAUGUUUGUCUAAAAUUAUCCGUUAUGGUUAAAUUAUAUGUUUAGAAAAUUUGUAUCUGUAUUGAAUAGUUGUUUCCCAUAAUGAUUAAAUACAACAGUCACUCACACAUAUUUGGAUAUCCCUUGAUUUUUUAUUCGCCACAAUUUUUACAAAUUUUGUAAUAGAAAAGUACCCAUAUCUGCUUAGGGAAAACUUUCAAAUAAAGGAUAAAAAAUAUAUUGGCGUUAUGAUGUGUUAUGCUAAAUUAUGCUGAUAUUCCUUAUCAAUUCGUUGCAAAUACUGUUAAAAAUGUCUAUCCUAAAAUACGACAUACUUGUAUUUUUAGUCGUUUAACGAAUUUUUUAAGAUAAGAAAAAAUGCACAUGUCAUUGACGACAGAACUGUCUGAUCAGACAGAUAUACUAUAAUAUAUCAUCAAGGCGUAUCAUUUGUGAAGUUUAUCGUAAGUUACCAUUAAGAGAAAUUAAGUGAAAUAUGUAUGCCAUGUAUUUUGGGCCAGGGUUCGUUAUUUCGAUCUGAAAGUGUAUAUACUCAUGCGCAGAGGUUGUAUAAUUGUAAAUUGUAAAGUAAUACAUAGUAUUUUAUUUUUGUACCUUAUUUAGAACUACAUGUAAUAAUAAAUAGCAGUUACUUACAA